Molecule: messenger RNA, 663 nt
Organism: Vicia faba (fava bean)
Lineage: Eukaryota; Viridiplantae; Streptophyta; Magnoliopsida; Fabales; Fabaceae
Source: the annotation of a GenBank genome assembly
AUGGAAAAUAACAACGUUGUUUUGUUGGAUUUUUGGCCAAGCUCAUACGGAAUGAGAGUGAAAAUCGCGUUGCAGGAGAAGAGAGUCUCAUAUGACUGCAGACAAGAAGAUUUUCAAUCUAAAAGCUCUCUUCUUUUAGAGAUGAACCCGGUUUACGAAAUGAUCCCAGUCUUGGUUCAUAAUGGAAAACCCAUAUGUGAAUCACUCAACAUCGUUGAGUAUAUUGAUGAGGCUUGGAAUCACAAACCUUCUCUUUUGCCCUCUGAUCCUUACAACCGAUCCCAAGCCAAGUUUUGGGGAGACUACAUUGACAAACAUAUAUACAACAUUGGAAAGAAGGUAUGGACAGGAAAAGGUAAAGAACAAGAAGAGGGUAAAAAGAAGUUUAUAGAAUGUUUGAAGACUUUAGAAGGUGAGCUUGGAGAGAAGCCAUAUUAUGGUGGAGAUGACUUUGGAUAUGUUGAUGUGGCUCUUAUUCCUUUCACAAGUUGGUUUUACACAUAUGAGACUUAUGGGAAACUAAGCAUAGAGGAAGAGUGUCCUAAGCUUGUGGCUUGGGCCAAAAGGUGUAUGGAAAAAGAGAGUGUGGCAAAGUCACUCCCUCACCCUCACAAAAUUUAUGGUUUCGCAAUGCAAUAUAAACAGACUCAUGGACUUGUUUAG